Messenger RNA from Fundulus heteroclitus (mummichog), 4521 nucleotides. It is a transcript of the gene recql5, whose product is annotated as RecQ helicase-like 5. The transcript has 19 exons. Lineage: Eukaryota; Metazoa; Chordata; Actinopteri; Cyprinodontiformes; Fundulidae. Bases 48 to 3092 code for a protein of 1014 amino acids. Gene Ontology annotation, cellular component: cytoplasm; chromosome. The record is from RefSeq and is a predicted model, not a curated record. Gene Ontology annotation, molecular function: nucleic acid binding; four-way junction helicase activity; ATP binding. Gene Ontology annotation, biological process: double-strand break repair via homologous recombination.
GUAAUAGGCGUGCGACGACGACGGAGUGGUCCACAGACAGACGAAGGAUGUCAACAAGUUUAAAACAGGCUUUAAAAUCUCACUUUGGCUUCGACGGCUUUAGGUCCAAACUCCAGGAAGAUGUUGUUAAGGCUGUCAUUGGCGGUAACCGGGACGUGUUCGUGUGCAUGCCGACCGGAGCAGGGAAGUCUCUGUGCUACCAGCUGCCUGCAGUGAUGGCUGAGGGCAUUACUCUGGUUAUAUCCCCGUUAAUCGCCCUCAUUCAGGACCAAGUGGAUCGGCUGAAGGAGCUCAACAUCCCCGCCUGCUCCAUCAACUCCAAGCUUCCGGUGGCCGAGCGCCGCCUGAUCCUGGCCGACCUGGCGAGCAAGAGGCCCAAGCUGAAGCUCCUCUACAUCACUCCAGAGAUGGUGGCCUCGGCGUCGUUCCAGCCCUGCCUGACGGGUCUGUGCUCCCGCGGCCUGCUGUCCUACCUGGCCGUGGACGAGGCCCACUGUGUCUCCCAGUGGGGCCACGAUUUUAGGCCAGACUACCUCAAACUGGGCGAGCUGCGGGCUCGCGUGCCAGGAGUCCCCUGCUUGGCGUUGACGGCGACGGCUCCCAAGAACGUGCAAGAAGACGUCGUUCAGUCGCUCCGGCUGCGCUCGCCGACGUCCUUCAUCAGCCCCGUUUUCCGCAGCAACCUUUGUUACGAUGUGAUCUUCAGGGAUCUGCUGCCGAACCCUUACGUUCACCUCCAAGCCUUCAUCAAAAAAGCUCUGGCUAUGAGCAGCGGAUCUGCUGGACAGGGCUGUGGGAUCGUGUACUGUCGCACCAGAGAAGGCUGUGAAACCGUUGCCUACCAGCUGACCAAGCUUGGGGUCUUAGCCAAGGCGUAUCACGCAGGUCUGAGUGGAUCCGAUCGCACAGGUGUGCAGAACGAGUGGAUGCAGGGGAAGGUGCUGGUUAUUGUCGCGACCAUCAGCUUCGGCAUGGGUGUGGACAAAGCCAGCGUCCGAUUUGUUGCACACUGGAACCUCGCAAAGUCCCUGGCUGGCUACUACCAAGAGUCCGGGCGCGCAGGCAGGGACGGCCUGCCCGCCUUGUGUCGCACGUACUACAGCCGUAAGGAUAAAGAGCAGCUAAGCUUCCUCAUUCGCCAGGAAGUCACCCGACGGCAGGAGAAACGGGGCUCUUCAAAGGAGAAUGACAAGGCAGCCCUCAGGGACCUUGAGGCCAUGGUGUUGUUUUGUGAGCAAGAGGGAUGUCGCCACGCCAUCAUCUCCAACUUUUUCGGGGACAAGACGCCGAACUGCGCGGGCGCCUGCGACUACUGCCGCAACCCCAAAGCCGUGCGGGCCCAGCUGGAGCGAGCGGCCGUCCUCAGCACCAAGACGGAAGACGGCCAGAGCGGGCAGCCCAAAGGGCCGUUCGGCUACCUCCCGGAGCAAUACGAAGGAGGGAAGAAGGGCUAUGGCUUCGAGAGGUACGAUGAGGGGGACGAAGGUAGUGCUGAAGAGGAGAACAAGAAGAGGAAAAAGGAGUUUUCUGACCUCUAUAAGAAGCAGAUGAAUCUACGGAAGGGCUCUGACGGCCGGAGGGAGGACUUCGUCCCACCAGCUGCCGACUGCCCGCUCAGAGAGGCCAGCAGCCAGAGGAUCCCACGGCUCACUGUGAAGACCAGAGAGCAUUGCCUGUACCGCCUGCGAGACGCUCUGCUCAACCAGCAGGGGGCGCCAGACACAUUCAGCUGCAGCAGCCUGAUGUCAGCGGUGGAUAUAGAGUACGAGGUCUUCAAAAGCAGCAAAACGUCCAACUUGUACAAAGCUGCUAUGUUGAAAAAGGUGUCGACGGUGACGAAAUCGGCAGCCGGGACAGAGGAAGGCAGCAGCAGUGAUUCAAGAGAAGCGGAGACAAAACUCAAAGCAGCGGGAGACUCAUCAUCUUUAUACCCAGAGGAGCUGGAGGGGUUCACCUCCGCCUCUCAGAUCUACUCUAUGAAGCGAAAGAGAGUGGGUGCAGGUCAAAGGGGCUCCUCUAACUGCUUCCGCUCUGGCAAGGACCUCCUGAUUCCCGCCGCGUCCGACGCCGCCUCCUCCAAAGGGGCGGAAAACGGGGGCUUUUUCUGCGACUCCUCCGGGGAGUCGGACACCAAACGGAUCCGGGUCAAAGAGGCAUGCGCAGACGGGCCAUCGCUGACGUCGUCCAUCAGAGCCAGGGCCUCGGCCGUCGGCGCCUCCCUAAGCAGCCCGACCAAAGGAGGCAGAGCCGUGAGCAGGAAGCAGCAGAAGCUGGCGGAAGCGGCGAAGCGUUCUCGCAACAUCUCCCAGUACUUUGUGAAAAAGCAAAGCGCGGAGGAGGAGGGAGGGCCAGAGCCCCCCCUGGAAGCAGGCGGCCUGUUAUCAGAGACUCUCGGGGAGAUCUAUGAGGAGAGCAUAAUGCAGGAGCUGCAGUCUCUGGCUGCGGAGGAAAGCGACCCGCCGCCGUUAGAGACUGAGGAUCUGGUGCUGAUAGAACCUAAAACCGAAGUCAUCGUUUUAUCUGAUGGUGAAGAGAAAGAGGAGGAAGACAAAGGAUCUUUGGUUCUGGUUGAAGACGUCCCUCAUGAGGAGAACACAGCUAUCACAGAACCAGAUCAACCUAAAGAAGAAGAAGAAGAGGAAGCUACUAACCGUCCUUUAGUUCAAGAGUCUACAGAUGGGGUGGAAGCAGAACAGAAGGAGCCGUCUGCUGCGGCGAAGCGCAGCCGGACGUUGGGCGCCCACCAGCGGAGAGUGACGUUCAACCUGAAGGUGACGGAGAGGUCCCUGCCGGCUCUCGGCGAGCCCGCGGCGGCCGUCACGCUGAAGGAAGCGGCUAACAUCGUGGUCCACUGCCUGGACCCCUAUUAUUCUCAGGGAAAGUUUGCCACCAAGGCUCUGUUUAAGUCCUUCGCGCGGUACCUGUCUCACCUUCUCACCGAGGGUAAAAGCUGUGGAAAAAGCCAAGUGAAAGACGAAGCCAAAGUCCUCAUCAAGACGUUUUUCGCCGGCGUCCGGCGCUGUGAGAGCGAGGCUGACUGGGAGCAUCUUAAGGGACUGCACCACCCCGACGCCACAGAGAGCAAGGAGUGAUGGGACACGUCGUCCUUUUACCGUGUCAACGCCUUCUUCAUCCGUGCCUGCCGCCUCCUCUGGUUUAUCUCAGGCUUUUUUUUAUUUGAGAACUUUAGCAGAAGUAAGGGCUUUUUGUGGGUGCCUGGCUGUCACAUCCAGUACAUAAGCAAUAAAAAAUGCUGACUUGCAGUCUGGGGGAGCAGAGGUACAACUGUAAGUAUUAAAAGUGAGGCAGCGCUCUUAAUGUUUUAGCCCUUUGAGUCGAGUCAUGUUUCAAAUAUGCUUUUUUUUUUAUUAUUCAGAGCAAAACUGUAUGGUGACCCAUUACAACAAUAACACUAUAUACAGAUCCACAACUAGAAUCUGGCCCCGGUAAUGAGUUUUCCUUUUAGAUGGCCAUCCUGGCUCCUUGUAGCAAAACAGAAAGCGCCGAGGUAAGCAGAAAACGUCACACGCAGCUGUUUUAUUUGAAGGGAUUUGGCUCACGCCCUUCGUAUCCUCCUGCUUGGUACAGUGGAGGAUCUGUCAUGACGUGUGCCUGUUUCUCUUCACAAUGAGCCGGGAACCUUGUUAGGUUGCUAUAAUAUAUCUAUAUAUUUAAAUCUGCCAACAUGUGGCAGAAAGCAGAGAAAUGGACAAAAUCCAAAACAUCCGACCAAACCGAAACGACCCUCUCUGACCAUCUGGGUCCGCGGACCUAAGUCGUGUAGAAGAAGCCGUGAGAUGAGCUGAAGAGAGGAUCCUGGUCCAUCUGGACAGACUUCAUUAGCUCCAGCCGGGGGAAAUCUAAAAGUCGAGGCGAGGUGCUGCCCUGUAUGGAAGGAGGCUGUGAAAAGUGGUUCCAGCUCCCUGUGCUUCAGUGGAAUAGGUUCACAGUUUACUAAAGCGUCCAGUUCUGCUGCGAGAGAAAGACCAGUGCUCCCUAGCGUGGCGCAGUCCACUCACUGUCACCUUCACUGUCCAUCAUCCUGGUGUUUUAAGGGCUAAAACUAUUAUUAAGGCCAAAGUAUUGUAGCGCAGCCUGAUGGGAUCGUGGUUAGAUCUGUUCAGUUUCUGUUUGCCAAAUCGCACAGCAGCCUUUAACGGACCGGCAGCUGUCGGGUUAAACAUUCGGGUUGCAUUUGCAAAAUGUUUCAGGUGCUAUGUUUCAAGAAGGACAAAGCCAUUACGCUGAUGAGUAUGUGUGUGUGUGUGUGUGUGUGUGUGUGUAAAUGUAAAACAGUUUGAGCUGAAGCCACUGUGUGAGUUCGGCGCUUGGUAGAAGCUGCCGUUUCUGUUUUGGAGGCUCGAAGCACGUUUUAGCUGUGGCUUCAUGCUGCGGCUCUGGCUUUUGCAUUUAGCGCUGACGCGACUAAACAAAUAAAUAUGAUUUAUAGUUGGAUCUACUGCUGUUUAGUUUGGUUCUUUAAAUCGAGGCUCGUUUUACUUUGUUAGCAGCAGCUGAAUG